This is a messenger RNA of Pimephales promelas (fathead minnow), 2484 nucleotides long. Lineage: Eukaryota; Metazoa; Chordata; Actinopteri; Cypriniformes; Leuciscidae. The record is from RefSeq and is a predicted model, not a curated record.
GGUAUCUCCGCUAGUCGGAUGGGGCGCACCGCAACUGUAGCCUAUGUCGGAUGCUUUAUCAAAGGACACAUACAUAAAUAAAUAACAUGACCAUAUCAGCAAUAAAUGCCACCGUGUGUACUGUAAACGAGUUUCGUUUUCAUUUCGUUCGUUAAACGCAAAAGUAUUGUAAAUCAUUGUAUUGUUUGUAAUAUCCGUGCGCUCUUGGGAUCACCUCCAGACAUCAGUGCGAAUACUAAUAGUCAAUCAUUGUUUCAUCAAAAUGAAAGUGACGGUGGAUUUUGAGGAAUGCCUGAAAGAUUCGCCACGUUUCCGGGCCACAAUAGAGGAAGUGGAGGGAGACUAUGGAGAACUGGAGUCAAAACUCGACAAGCUGGUGAAGCUAUGUAUAGGGAUGAUAGAUGCUGGAAGAGUUUAUAACCAGGCUAACAAGCAGUUUGUGAAUGGAAUCAGAGAACUGGCUUUGCAGUCCACCAGAGAUGAGGUCAUCGGGUCCAGUUUAGCAGCAUUUGCUGAGACUCUGCAGGAAAUGAACAACUAUCAUACAAUAUUAUUUGAUCAAGCCCAGAGAUCCAUCAAGUCUCAGCUUCAGGCUUUUGUGAAGGAAGACUUGAAGAAGUUUAAAGAUGCUAAGAAGCAGUUUGAUAAGGUGAGUGAAGAUAAGGAGGUGGCACUGGUGAAAAAUGCCCAGGUGCCUCGUAACAAGCAGCACGAGGUAGAAGAGGCCACCAACAUCCUGACCACAGCACGCAAGUGCUUCCGUCACAUCGCCCUUGACUAUGUACUACAGAUAAAUGUCCUUCAGUCUAAAAGAAGAUUGGAAAUCCUAAAAUCUAUGCUGUCCUAUAUGAAUGCCAACCUCACUUUUUUCCAUCAAGGAUAUGAUUUCUUUAGCCAGCUUCAACCAUUUAUGAAGCAGCUCAGCGGUCAGUUGGAUCAGCUGGUGGUGGAUUCAGCAAAGGAUAAAAGAGACAUGGAGCAAAAACACUCAACUAUCCAACAGAUGGCUGCUUUGCAGGAUUUCUCCACUGACGACACAAAACUGGAAUAUAAUGUAGACACUGAUAAUGGAAUAGCUAUGGAGGGAUACCUCUUCAAAAGAGCAAGCAAUGCCUUCAAAACCUGGAACAGACGAUGGUUUUCUAUUCAAAACAGUCAGCUGGUUUAUCAAAAGAGAUUCCGGGAUAACCCCACUGUAGUAGUAGAAGAUCUGAGACUCUGCACUGUUAAACACUGUGAGGAUUUGGAAAGACGAUUCUGUUUCGAAGUGGUGUCCCCAUCCAAGAGCUGGAUGAUGCAGGCAGACUCAGAGAAACUGCGGCAGGCAUGGAUCAAAGCAGUGCAGAACAGCAUUGCUACAGCCUUCAGAGAGAAUGGAGAAGAAACGACUAUUGUGAGUCAACUCAACACACAUCAUUCUAGUACAUAUCAGAGAUGGGACUCAAAUUCAGGUCAAUGGUGUGAGAGACAGACUCUUCAAGCCACUGGAAGGUGGUGAACCAAAAAGUAAAGAUGCACUUUGGAAAUGUUGAGAUCCAACAGAAUUUAAUUAAAAGUUCAUGUAACAAAAAAUCUACUGAUAUAGCAGGAGGCAGCAAUAGUAAUUAAACAUAACAUUUUCUUACAACCUUACACACAUUCUUUGACAAAAUGCAUCAUGAAAUUUAAUCUUAUCUGGGUAAAUGGUGAAUUAUAAUUAGGAUGAAGCUACAUGUGUUAAUUUAUGAGAUUGAUUAAUUCUAUGCUUUUAGUCAGAGUUCACUGUAAACCACCAUCUAGUGUUUGUAAUAACUUCAUAUUGUGAUCUAAUGUGGUAAUUUUGGUCAUAUAAUGAGGUAUAUACAUGUUUUUGUAGCAGUUUAGAAAAAAACUAAUACCUACACCUGCUUAGCAUUUCUCAUGUAAACAUCCUUUAUUUCUAUAAAAAAAAAUAACCCAAAUCUUAUGAAAAUCACAUACAUAUGUUGAUACAAUUUCACGUUUCAUGAGUAGAAAUGUUUCACUGGGUUAGUAAAGUAUGCACGGAACAGAACACACAAGUGUAAUGGAACUUCAUCAUUGGAAAAGACAGGGCGGGUCAUACAUAUGUAUACGUAGAUGCACACAUUUUUUUUUUUUAAUUUUUAGUCAGUCUUUCGACUAAAAUGCCGUUUUGUUUUAGUCAUAUUUUAGUCAUCUGAAUUGUUUUUGUUUUAGUCGCCGAAAUACAAGGAUGGAUUUGUUCAAUUGUAAUGGAUUCAUUUAUAAUAUCUCUAAAAUUUCCAAACCCAUUAUAUACUCCCGGAAAAAAAAAAAUCUAUUAACCUGUUAAUAUGAAUGAUUUUAAAGUUUGAACAUGCAAUACAGACAGAUUAACUGCUGUGACAAAAAAUUAUUAUCUUAAAAUUAAAUAAAACCACUUCUUCAAAAGAAGAACACAGGCUUCCUUUAAAUGAAUGAUAUAUGCAUUCUUUAUAACAACUUGCAUACAUAUUUCUUUAUUCU